AUGAGUGAUAACAAACAAGUUAAGGAUCUCUCAACAAAAGAGCUCUUAGAUCUGUUAAAGGCCGCUAAUAUUGAGCAAACUCAGGAGAUUAAACAAGAGCUGAGGCAAAAAAUUGAUGGGGUUGUAAGUACGGUGGCUGAGCAUCAGUCCAAAAUCACCAAAUUGGAGAAUAAAGUAUUGUCUCUUGAUAGGAAAUCUCGACGAAAUAAUAUAGCUGUUUGGGGAUUGAAACUAGCAGACAAUUCAGAUGUACUAAAAGUAACUCUUACUAAAUUAAAUUCGUUGUUAGGGACCAAUAUUUCAGAGGGAGAUAUAAACAACGUUUUUAUUAAUAAAGCCUCCAAUUCGGCGCCAGUUAUCUUAGAGUUUGUGUCUAACUUAAAAAAGCGUUACAUUUAUAGCUUAGUUGGUAAACUCAAAAACAGUGGCAUAUCCAUAUCGCAUGACAGUAGCUUCGAGGAUAGACAGAAGCAAAAAGUUUUAGUUAAACAUCUUCGUGAAGCUAAAGAGCAAAAGCUUGAUGCAAAAAUAAAAAACGGCAAGCUAGAGAUUGGCGAAGAUAGCUAUUCGGUGGAGGAGCUUUUAGAAUUGGAAAAGGAAGCAGACAGCGAUUCUGAUUCAUCUGAUAAAGAGCAAAACCCAAACAGUGGUGGUGAAGUUACCAGUACCCCUGGAGAAGUUUCAAAAUCUAUAAAACGCAAGCGCCGGAGCAUCGUUUACAGCCCAAAAAAGACCAGAAGCACAGUCAAUAAAGAUUGA
Molecule: messenger RNA, 759 nt
Organism: Ceutorhynchus assimilis (cabbage seed weevil)
Lineage: Eukaryota; Metazoa; Arthropoda; Insecta; Coleoptera; Curculionidae
Source: the annotation of a GenBank genome assembly